Messenger RNA from Spinacia oleracea (spinach), 2430 nucleotides. RefSeq names its product U-box domain-containing protein 4. NCBI's taxonomy places the organism in Eukaryota, Viridiplantae, Streptophyta, Magnoliopsida, Caryophyllales, Amaranthaceae. The coding region runs from base 433 to 1869 and encodes 478 amino acids. The record is from RefSeq and is a predicted model, not a curated record. The transcript is spliced from 2 exons. Gene Ontology annotation, molecular function: protein binding.
AUUAUCGGGUCCCCACUGAAGAAGGCCCAAAACAAGGUGUAUAGUUGCAAAGAGACGAGCUACCCGAGCCUACUCAUCACCCAUCCACCUUUAUUAAAACGAUUAAGGCAAAUACCAAGCUGUCACUCUAUUCUCUAUCUCAUCACUCAUCUUCUUUCUCACUCUCUCUCUCCCUUUCUCUCCCAAUACCAACAGAAUCACUCCUUCCUCAACCACAGCUAUUAGCCGGACCCUCCAUCUCCAUCUCCAUCUCCAACUUCUCUCUUUCCUUCUUUCUUUUACUCUCCUUAAUAACAACAAACAAAAUCUACAAUGUGUUAGAUUAUAUUCAAUUCAAUUCAAUUCAUACCCCUUUUCCCUAUUUUGUUUCUCUCUCCAUUCAUUACCCAAAACCCCCCAAAUUAAGCUUUGUGAGCUCAAAGGAAUCCUUCAAUGGUGUCGGUGGAAGAAACCCACUCUAAUUCCACUCGAAUACAUUCUAUGUACGCCAGUUUCCAUUCUCCCUCUUCUUUAUCCUCCGCUUCUUCCACCAGGAUAUGGCGGGAGAGAGGCCGCUCAAUGAGAACCGUUCGCUCUACUAUUUUCUGCCCUUCCCCCGCGUCUAGCGUUGGCGCCGAUCGUCCGCCGCCGCAUCUUCCCACAGGGAGCAACUACGUGUCCGAAAAUCUCACUGACUCUGUCAUGGACAUCCGCCUCGGGGAGCUCGCCUCACGGACGGCCAAGUCAAUUAAAUCUUCUUUUGCCGAUGAGGAUUUCGGUCUCCUCGACGACCUUUCACGCUCUUUUAGCGACUAUUCCGUUUGCAGUAGCGAUAUCUCCGGUGAGCUUCAACGGCUUGCCGCGACGGCUGCUAUUGGGCCGGGUUCAGGGUCGGGUUCUGGAUCGAGGGAGCUGGAUCUGGACCUAGAGCCUGAGCCCUGUGAGGGGUUUCUGCAGAGGGACAGUUUCUCGACGGAGAUAAUCGAGAGUAUUUCGCCGGAGGAUUUGCAGCCGACGGUGAAACUGUGUGUAGAUAGUUUAGCCUCGCCGUCCGCUGCGAUCAAGCGGUCGGCGGCGGCGAAGCUACGGCUAUUGGCGAAGAACCGGGCUGAUAACCGGGUUUUGAUCGCGGAAUCGGGUGCCGUCCCGGGUCUUGUGCCAUUACUGAAGUCUACCGACCCGUGGACGCAAGAACACGCUGUCACGGCUCUUUUGAAUUUGUCUCUUCAUCCGGAUAACAAGAAACCGAUUGCGGAAACCUCGGGUGCGAUCAAGUCUCUCAUCUAUGUAUUGAAGACGGGGACCGAAACCUCAAAACAAAACGCAGCUGCUGCGUUGAUGAGUUUGGCUAUGGUAGACGAGGAGACGCGCCUUACAAUUGGAGCCAGCGGGGCGAUUCCGCCUUUGGUGGCGCUCCUUAUUAAUGGAGCUUCCAGAGGGAAGAAGGACGCGCUGACUACGCUUUAUAAGCUGUGUUCUGCGAAGCUGAAUAAGGAGAGAGCGGUGAAUGCUGGCGUGGUCACCCAUUUGGUAGCCCUUGUGGAUGAUCAGGGGAGCGGGAUGGCGGAGAAGGCGAUGGUAGUGUUAAGUAGCUUGGCGUGUAUUGAGGUGGGUCGGUCGGCGAUUGUGGAGGAAGGUGGGAUUCCAGCGUUGGUAGAGGCGGUGGAGGAGAGCUCAUCGAAAGGGAAAGAGUUUGCAGUGGUGACAUUGUUGCAGUUGUGUGGGGAGAGUGUUAGAAAUAGAGGGUUGUUGGUAGCUGAAGGCGGUAUUCCUCCUCUUGUGGCUUUGUCUCAGAUUGGCACUGCCCGCGCUAAGCUUAAGGCUGAAACCCUUCUUAAAAUCUUGAGGGAGCCAAGGAAACAAGAGGCAGCUUCAUCAUCAAGUCCUUAACAACCAACCAAAGUGGUAAACUUACAAUUAACUCUGGGGUUUUGCUUCCAUAAUACGAAGUACUUCUGUAUAUAUAUAUUGAGGAGGAGGAAGAGUUGUUUGCCUUGGUGGCGUCUAGUAUGUACAGCGUGGUCUUUGGAAAAAAGACCGGAGAAACUUAUUAUUAGGAGCUGUAUUGAGAUCUUCCUCAAUCUGACUUAGAUAUAUUCAUUAGUUUGCAAAUAGGUUCUCUGUUCAUGUUCUUCAACUCUCCUCUCUUGGUAGUCGUUUUUUUUCCUCUUUUUGUAGCCACAUAUUUGGAGAUGGCCCAAGUUUUUAGUGUUUCCUUUUUCGCUUCUCUGAAGUUUGGGCUUGACGACGGGGUUCUGGUCCGGAAGCUAUUAACUUUUUAGCAUUAAUUUUUCGGAUUUACAAUUUGUAUGAAGUUAUUAGUAGUAGAUGUGCCCAGAAUAUGAAGUUGAUGGAGACAAGAGGGUGCUUGUAAUCCGUCGGCAUACAUGUGUAAUGUUUAGGUGUAAAAUUAUUAUCCAAAUGAUAUGUUAGGCUGUUGGGUGUUGUGAA